AAGUGUUAGUAUUAAUGUAUUUUUAUUUUUUUUGGGUGAUAAUGAACUUAUUAUCAAAUCGUUAUUGUAAUGUCCAUCUUGGUGUUGGACCAGAUAGUUGUUCACCGGCAAGAUCUUGGUUGGAGAUGAGAGACACUGUUAGCUGUUCUCCACAUCGGGCGACAUGUCAAGAUGUCAUCCUUGUACUUGUCAGCAUCACAACCCUAAACUAAAAAGAAAUUUGAAGUGUUUGUUAUUCAAUUUUUCUCAUCUUCCUCUAAAUUUUUAAUAGCAGAUGAGGAAGACAAUUUGUACAAAAAGUAUUGAUAGCAGUGUACUGAACCAACACUCUGCUUAGCUGACCUACUUUCACUUACUAAGCUUCGGAUAUCUUGUUAAAUUAGGUCAGGAAGGUGAGAAGUUUUCAACCCAAAACCAUCUUCUAUAAAGUCAAGGACAAAUCAACCUCACUCCAAAUAUAUAAAAAAAAUUAUAUUUACCACACAAAUCAAAUAAAGAAGAAGAAAGUCAAAUAAAGGAACUACACUGAAUCCAUCUAUAUAAUUGUAUCACUACUUUUUUACCCAGGCUGUGAUGCCUGUUGGAAACUAAACAUUGUUCCAGUAUUGCAUGUAAGAUUUCUUCUCCAAGUUGCCAAUCUAAGACCAAUGGCGGAUCAUCAGAAAAUUCAUCCGGUGGCAGUGCAGGAAGCACCACCAACACUACCUUUAGUGCCUCCAGGCUCAUCAAAUUCAGAUAAAGGCAACCCAAUGCAGCAUUACUCUCCACCAUUCAGGCGUACCAUUCCAGAAAUCCACUCAAAGCCACCAUGUAGAGGAACAUGUUGCUGCAAAUGCGUGUGCUGGACGGUAAGCCUUCUCAUCCUCCUGUUGAUUGUCAUUGGAGUCACCGGUGGCAUUCUUUACCUCAUGUUCCAACCAAAGCUUCCCAAAUACUCCAUUGACAGCCUCAAAAUUUCUGAUUUUAGGCUUAACUUUGACAUGAGCCUGUAUGCCAAAUUCGACGUGAAGAUCACUGCCAACAACCCAAACAAGAAAAUUGGAAUCUACUACGAGAAAGGGAGUCACCUGAGCGUGUGGUACACGAACACAAAGCUAUGCCAAGGAUUGCUUCCAAGAUUUUACCAAGGUCACCAGAAUACGACACGGCUUGAUGUGGCCUUAACUGGUCAAACACAGUACGCAAACGCUUUGAUGGCGGCAUUGCAGGAGCAACAACAGACAGGAAGAAUCCCAUUAGAUCUUAAGGUGGAUGUGCCAGUGAGCAUCAAGCUUGGGAAGUUGAAGCUGAGGAAGGUCUGGAUCUUGGGCAAAUGUGUGCUCAUAGUUGAUAGCCUUUCUGCUAAUAAUCUAAUCAGCAUCAGAGCCAAUACUUGUAAGUUUAGGCUGAAGCUCUAGAAGACUUAGAAGAUGGGUGUUCCUGCUAUGUAGCCUGCCUCUUCAUUUUUAUUUUUUAUUUUUUAUUUUU
This is a messenger RNA of Cornus florida, 1467 nucleotides long. Its product is annotated as NDR1/HIN1-like protein 6. Gene Ontology annotation, cellular component: plasma membrane. The record is from RefSeq and is a predicted model, not a curated record. Bases 648 to 1397 code for a protein of 249 amino acids. Lineage: Eukaryota; Viridiplantae; Streptophyta; Magnoliopsida; Cornales; Cornaceae. The transcript has a single exon.